Molecule: messenger RNA, 518 nt
Organism: Pectinophora gossypiella (pink bollworm)
Lineage: Eukaryota; Metazoa; Arthropoda; Insecta; Lepidoptera; Gelechiidae
Product: thyrostimulin beta-5 subunit-like
Exons: 4
Coding region: 90-518 (142 amino acids)
Biological process (GO): G protein-coupled receptor signaling pathway
Cellular component (GO): extracellular region; cytoplasm
Molecular function (GO): hormone activity
Source: RefSeq, a predicted model, not a curated record
UCCCACUGACAAACGACGUACACUGUCCAGUAUCUGUACCCCUUUCAGCCUGGGCUUACGCAUCGUGCACCCAGUGACACGAAGACAAUAUGGCGAAUCUUCGCUGGAUGAUCCUUCUGGAGUUAUGGACUGUUGCCUUCUCAAGGGACCUCACUUCAUGCACUAAACGAAUCUAUCUGGCUCGAGCUGAACAAAUUGACCCGAACGGUCUCAGGUGCUGGGAUACAGUCAAGGUCCCUUCUUGUGGAGGCAGAUGUGACUCUAGAGAAAUCUCCGACUGGCAGUUCCCGUUUAAGCUGUCACGGCAUCCGGUGUGCGGAUUUGGUGCUCGCAAGCCGCUGAUCGUGCGCUUGCGUCACUGCGACCCGGGAGUGGCUGCGGGCACCGAGGUCUUCCAUUACGUCGCCGCUGACGACUGCCGUUGUAAGGUCUGUUCCUCUCAACACACGAGCUGUGAAUGGCUACCACCAAAUUCUACACUACUGGACGCCUUGGUUGAUGACGGUGACUCUGAAUAA